UCCCCGCCCGGCCCGGCGGCCGCCCGACAGGUGAGCGCGAGCCAGGUAUGGCGCUGACAGUGGAUGUGGUGGGCCCGGCGCCCUGGGGCUUCCGAAUCACCGGGGGCAGGGAUUUCCACACGCCUAUUAGGGUGACCAAGGUCACUGAGCGGGGCAAGGCAGAGGCUGCUGACCUCCGACCUGGUGACGUUAUCGUGGCCAUCAAUGGGGAGAGUGCGGAGGGCAUGCUCCACGCGGAGGCCCAGAGCAAGAUCCGACAGAGUCCGUCGCCGCUGCGGCUGCUGCUGGACCGGUCUAGGGCUGUUUCUCCUGGCCAGACCAACGGAGAGAGCUCCGUGGAAGUGCUGGCAACUCGCUUCCAGAGCUCCGUGAGGACACAUACUAACAGCCAGUCCUCCCUGAGGUCUUCCUGCUCCAGCCCCGCUUCCCUCAGCCCCCGGCCAGGCAGCCCCUUCUCCACCCUGCCCCCCACCAGCCCGCAUACCCUCCCUGGAGAGGCGCUGACCAGCCGCAGUUUCCAGACUCUGGCCCAUUCCCCGGGACCUGCUGCUGACCACUUGUGCUAUGAGGGCCGCCCCGGAAGCCGACAGUCGACUGGAGUCAUGGCCUGGCUGCUGGCUCCUGAGAUGGCUGAGGCAGCACUGAGCCCAAGACACAGGACACCUCCAGCCCUUCUGGAAACUGAAAGUUGCCCCCUUCAGGCCGGCAGGGGCCGCGCUGGCGACUCAGCGGUGCUGGUGCUGCCUCCUUCCCGAUCCGUCAGCCCCAGACUCAGUGUGGACCUCCUGGGAGAGGACUCAGAAGUCUUCAAGAUGCUGCAGGAAAAUCGUGAAGGGCGGGCACCACCCCGCCAGUCCAGCUCCUUUCGACUCUUACAGGAAGCCCUGGAAGCUGAGGAAAGAGGUGGCACGCCAGCCUCCCUGCCCAGCUCGCUGAGCCCCCAGUCCUCCCUGCCCACCUCCAGGGCCCUGGCCACCCCACCCAAGCUCCACACGUGUGAGAAAUGCAGCACCAGCAUUGCGAACCAGGCGGUGCGCAUCCAGGAGGGGCGGUAUCGCCAUCCCAGCUGCUACACCUGCGCAGACUGUGGGCUGAACCUGAAGAUGCGGGGGCACUUCUGGGUGGGGGACGAGCUGUACUGCGAGAAGCACGCCCGCCAGCGCUACUCGGUCUCCCCCACGCUUGGCCCGCAGGCCUGAGCCGGUGCUGUGGCUCCUCGGUGCCAGGGCAUGCCUAGCAGUGGGCAUGGAAGGGCAAGGGUGGUGGUGGGGGGCCUCUUCCCCCUCACUGGGUGAGGCUGGAGGCGGGCACCUGUCAUGAGUAUGGAUACCAAGGGCAGCCUCACCUUCCCAGCCUCUGCUGGAGGCUCCUGCCCCUUGCAGCACAGGUGCUGCGCCAGAGUGGGAGGAGGGUGCCCCCAUUGGGUCUUUGUGCAACAGGGUGAAGCACUUGGGAUAUGGAGGAGAGGGUGGGCCAGAGGCCCAGUCAAUGUAUUCACUGUGUAAAGUUUUUGACAUAAAUAUAUCU
Molecule: messenger RNA, 1527 nt
Organism: Talpa occidentalis (Iberian mole)
Lineage: Eukaryota; Metazoa; Chordata; Mammalia; Eulipotyphla; Talpidae
Gene: PDLIM2
Product: PDZ and LIM domain 2
Exons: 11
Coding region: 48-1199 (383 amino acids)
Biological process (GO): muscle structure development; heart development; actin cytoskeleton organization
Cellular component (GO): Z disc; adherens junction; filamentous actin
Molecular function (GO): muscle alpha-actinin binding; actin binding
Source: RefSeq, a predicted model, not a curated record